This is a messenger RNA of Sphenostylis stenocarpa, 396 nucleotides long. Lineage: Eukaryota; Viridiplantae; Streptophyta; Magnoliopsida; Fabales; Fabaceae. The record is from the annotation of a GenBank genome assembly.
AUGGAUGAAAUAGAAGUCAACUACGUAUUUCACAAAAGCUCUGUGAACAAUCAUACAGAGAAUAUCACUAGGGAUGGAUCUGUUGAUCUCUUUCCAGAGAUGGGCUCUACGAUCACAGACCCUAUUUAUGUAAGGAAUUAUGAAAAUGGAAGUAUACCAAGGAUUAAAAACUACCAAGAUCAAAGGGUUUUAACUCCAGACUUAAUAUACAGUAAAAGAAAGAUACCAAAGGGAUGCAACGGUAUAAAUUUGUCCCAAAGUUGGUCCCCAAAACACAGUCAAGCAUUAACUAACCCACUCUUCGAAGGACAGAUGCUGGGUGAAGUGGUUCAAAUUUACCUACCCUAUCCAUUGCUUUCCCAAGCCCAAGCAACAAUUCGUACUAUCACGGUCUAA